AUGGUCCUUCAAUCUUUCGCAACCCUUUCUCUCUCCCCCUCCCCAGGCCAUUUCAUCGCCGAGAUAAAGCACAUCUACUUCGUGGGCUUCCGCAGUUACAUGAUGAACGCCUACAACCUGAUAAUCUACGGCAUACUGGCGUUAUAUCUGGCCUCCUACACGCUGCGCACCAUCGUCUACGGCUGGGUGCAGGAUUCUGACCGCUUCUUCAAUGCCACCAACCGCAUUGAGGACCUCAUUCGACGCAAUGAGAGCAAACGUGUGAAAACCAUGGUGAUGGCCUGGAAGACGUCGCCGCAUCAUCAGGCCAGCUACUUCCUCGAAGCCUGUAAGUUUGAGCCUGACGAGAUGGCGGUUGAUUGGCUGCAAAAACAUGAGCGGAUUUCAUAUUGACCCAACUGUGAAAAACUCGGCGCCUCGGUGGGACUCGAACCCACGCAGUAAGGAGAAGGCUUUAGUACAGCCAACGCUCUAACCACUUGCGCUACGAGGCCACGCCGGGCGACGCGCGUUUAAUCACAUUUGGGUCAAGUUACCCGCCCAACCUACUGUAACGUCUGGAAUCCACGAAAAUUGAUACAGUAAGUUGACUGUCCAGACUGCAUUUCCUAAGUUAUUCACCCAGAAUCGACCAGAUGACUACCAGGCUCACGUAAUUUACAGAUGUUUUGGCAGAUUUUGAAUUACAUAAGCCUGGUAGUUAUUUGGUGGCUUCUAGGUGAAUUACUUAGAAAAUCCUGCCUGGGCAGUCAACUUACUGAAUCAGAUUUGGUGGAUUCCAGACGUUGCAGUAGGUUGGGCUGGUAACUUGACCCAAAUGUGAUUAAACUCGCGUUGUCCGGCGGAACCUCGUAGUUCACGUGGUUAGAGCGUUGGCUGUACUUCAGCCUUCCCCUUACUGCUUGGGUUCGAAUCCCACCGCAGCGCCGAUUUUUUCACAAUUGGGUCAAAAUGAAUUAUUCAAAAUCUGCCAAAACUUUCGUGAACAGCUCUUGACGCUCUUUGUUUGGCCCUUUCCUAACCAUGCUGUAAGGUGUUCUUUGAUUGGUUUGGACAAACGCCGGCUCUUUCGACCAAUAUAUUCUGCCCCCACAGGAGCAGGUGAGGGAGUAAAUACACAUGGAGGUGGUUUGGGCUGGGAGUUUGUUCCUGCCCUGUCCGUAUAGGAUGAGAGCAGCGUCUAGAGGUGCAUGAUACAGCUUGGGUUAGGCACUUUCGUAGAAAUUACCUUGGCGCGACCCCUUGAGACGGAACCCUGAGGAAAAGCCACCUCUCCUGCCGUCAGCGUUGGGGACUAUGGUGGUUAUUCGGUCAUGUACUUAGCAGUUGAAUGACUGCAAAAACAUGAAUGGAUUUGCCCGCCCUUUUUGUGCUAUUGUGGGUAGAUCCAACCGCAUAAUUACGCUUCCUGCGCAGCAAGUAAGCUACGCGCGGAAUUACAAAGCAACGCUGGUAUGUUAAAUUUUGCCGACAGGAGAGGUCGUGUGUUAAAAAGCGACAAAAGCGUAAAUUAGAGGUUCACAAUUUGAACUCUUCGGAAUAUGUACGUUUCGUCAAAGGAACUCGUCGGAUUUCAUGAUAAUAAAAGACAGGCCACAUAUCUUUAGGGAAUGCCUUCAAACUGCCUAAAUCCCGGCUGUACGUUUUGCCUAACUGGCCCUCUGUGCUGUAACAGGAGUAAACGUCUACGGGGUCGAUUUAAACAAAGCGGUGUCGCCAGCGUAAGAUGAGCGACUUUGUUCCUUUUGUGAUGGCAGAAUACCUCAACAGUGGACGCAAAAGCAGGCCUGUAUGAUUGACACUUUUGCAUUAUAGCAGUGUACUGAGCUAACGGGAGACGGUUCGUCGGGUGUGAGGCGAUCUUCUGGUAAAUCAAAGCUCAGAAAGGUUGGACACGGAGGCACGAACCCGCCCUCUGCUCCAUACAACAAUUAAUCUCGCGCUAAAUUUCAUAUGGUUCUUAUUUCCGUGGCUUAACUUUCAUUCAAACACUUACUCUACAGUAGGUGGGCUAACUCAAGAAAUGUCAACCGAAAUUCUGAAAUGCGUUUUAACUUCGAAAAAAGAUUAAUUAAGUAGCGUUGUAAAACUAGUCAGCUUGAAACAAAAUUCUAUAAAAUUGCAGUUACCUCAGGAUGCCAGCUUUCGAACAAACUUCCUUCCGGCUGCAUGCAAAAACUACACUCUGUAAAAAUGGCUACUUAUGUAGCAUGAAGUUUUAUCAUUGAUUUUGGAUGUCCCCUGACCCCAAACCUUUAACCCUAGCUCUGACAUUAACCAUCGCCCAAACUCGAACCCUCCACCUGGAAUUUAGAGCAGAGCAACCAGUAAGGCGUGGGUGCGCGAUUCUCUGCUCAACCUACAGAGAUGCAUAUGUCGUUCAGUGUCAGGUUUCUUAAUUCUGAGUAGAUAUUCCUGAGGUAUUUCUCGAGCUAAUAGACGCCUACUGAAAAAACGAUAGACUGGCAUUUUUUCAGCUUAUACUUUUUUACAAAAGUUAAGUUAUGCAUUGUAACAGUGAUUUUAGUUCAAUACAGUUAAGGAAAAACGUGCCAUUUCCAACUAAACGGUUUGAUAUUUUCGAAACGAGCUUGGAUUUAGCCUAUAUUAAAAGGGCAAAAGUGUGUGUGCGGAAAUGUUAACGCUCUGUUGCAUUAACUGACGACUAAGUGAAUGCCCCAAUGGUGAAAGUAUUUGAAAAAAAAGUAUUUAAAAAAGACAAGCAGAUUGCUAAUAGCGGUAAGUGAGUCAUAAAUUUGGAGCUAUCUGCUAGUAAUUGUCUUCGUAAGAAUUGUUCUUGUGAUUGGAACAUCCAACUUUCACAUGAAGUUCAAACAAAAGCGGGGCUCUGAGCUCUGAAGGGUUAUACUGCUUUCUAGAGUAAGUUCAGGCAUAUCAGUAUACUAUAUAGCAUUAUUUCUUGUAAUUAUAACCUCCAAGACAGACAGAGGUGCAGGUAGUCCUUGUGGAUGGGUAUCUCACAUUAAAUAUCGUGUUCAACGGUGGGGGUGCUGGCAGGUACGCAAUUGAGAUGACAGCAGGAUUGCUGGGACUCCUAGCUGUUGUCAACAGUCGGCGAGCAGUCUUUUUCAUGAUCCCUUCUUCAACCCUACUGAUGACGGAGCUCCUCAGGGAGCAGGACGAAACCUCGACCCACUUAGGGGUCCAUACCCGUAUUGCAACCCAUGAAUUCAGUAGCUCCACCUCGAUAGUGUACUCCUGAUAAUUAAUUUUAGCCGUAUGUGUGAGAGAGAGAAUUGGCGUUUAACCUCAACUUAAUGUGGACCAUUAUAACACAGAGAUUAACUUUAGAAGUUGGCAGUUCCCCGACCGUUAGCUGAGGUGGGUCGCUUGCCACGUACUAACUUCUCAGUACACGUUAACCGUGUCACCCUACAAGAAGGAUUACGUUUACGUUCUAGAGAAAACGACUCACAGGUAGAUGGUGUAAGAGGAAACAACUGCAGUGAGCGCCACCCCGAUGAAACGAGGGUUUCAGAGGCCUCCACAACAGCGCAGCUGUCCAACUUGAUCAAGAAUCUCAUGGUAUAGUGAUAUUCCAACCUUCUGGUGCGUAAAGUUUACCUACAGCGUCAUGUAUGAAGUUCACACUUCCGAAUGCACUGAUCGCUACUCUGGUAUAAAUUCGGAUUUAGUUCGGCCUGAACCACGAAACGCAAAAUGACUUCGUGAAAGGAAAUAAUGAUGUUACUAACCGCCGGUUGUGUCCUGAGUUUAUGAGUCCAUGGAGGACUUUAUACGUCAGCAGCGACGAUGGCUGCCUAACGGAACGAGAUAUCGUAAUCUCUGAGGUAGUUCCAUCACCUCCAUUCACUCAGGAAUGGGCGCACACCGAUCCAUUGGCUUCCCGAAGAAAACAAGCUUCGUAUGGGCGAUAGGGUUCACGAACAGGCAACCACCUACCAGGCCGAAGUCGGCCAAGCUAUGAUAGCAGAGGGGAGACGACAGAGUCUGGGAGUAGAUUAAUACAGCACUGUUUCGGGCUUGUUUGCCUUCAUUCAGCCAAUCAUAACCCUGACCACCAGCAGCUGGAACCAGAAACACAAACAAGCGCACAGACACACCUGGCGCAGCUGAUCCACCACUGGGGUCUACCAGAUGGGUCAUAAGCACUUCAUCGAACCGAAGUUCAUAAGUGCCUCGCCACCUGCCACUCUCUGUCGCUGCAAAUCGGGUAUUUAUUCACUCAGGAAUGGGCGCACACCGAUCCAUUGGCUUCCCGAAGCAAACAAACUUCGAUCUGCAGCGACAGUGGCAGGUGGCGAGGCACUUAUGAACUUCGGUUCGAUAAGGUGCUUAUGAGCCAUCUGGUAGGUGCGUCUGUGCGCAUGUUUGUGUUUCUGGUCGCAGCUGCUGGUGGUCAGGGUUAUGAUUGGCUGAAUGAAGGCAGAAUAAGCCCGAAACAGUGCUGUAUCAAUCUACCCGCAUUCUCUGUCGUCCCUCCUCGUUGCUAUUAUGACUUGGCCGACUUCGGCCUGGUAAUUGGUUGCCUGUUCGUGACCUUUGCCACACAUACGGAGCUUGUUUGCUUUGUGAAGCCAAUAGAUCGGUGUGCGCCCAUUCCUGAUUGAUAAAUACCCGAUCUGCAGCGACAGAGAAUGACAGGUGGCGAGGCACUGAUGAACUUCGGUUCGAUGAAGUGCUUAUGACCCAUCUGGUAGGCCUCAGUGGUGGACCGACUGCGCCAGGUGCGUCUGUGCGCAUGUUUGUGUUUCUGGUCGCAGCUGCUGGUGGUCAGGGUUAUGAUUGGCUGAAUGAAGGCAGAAUAAGCCCGAAACAGUGCUGUAUCAAUCUACCCGCAUUCUCUGUCGUCCCUCCUCGUUGAUAUAUAUAUAUAUAUAUAUAUAUAUAUGACGGGAGAAGGAAAGAUCGGAGUGGCAAGAGGAGACCUCUUUGGGCUAAGUGUCAAAGCAGUUCAGUAUUGGGAGAUGUCUGUUAUCGAGAAACGCGCUUGGCCAACGUCUGACUGUUGUGCAGGCGAGCUCUUUCUGACUACCACGCUGAGAGCUGUUCAACGCUUUCCUUAUGAAGUAGGAUAUCUGUCUGAUACCAAGCAGUGUACUUAACAACCUGAUCAUCGGCAAGUCUAGCGGGCAGUCGACUGGUGGCCUCAGAUUGCCAAUGUGAUGUGCGGGUUCAGAGGAACAGAUGAACGCGCAUGCGAACGAACGUAUUUAGUAGCAAAAUAGUCCAUCAGCAGUUAGGCUACGAUAAGAACGCGGCACUGUUAACCAUUGUGGUGUGGUAAAGCCUGCUAAGAGAUACGUGUUCUCAAUGUGCGCCCUGAUCUUUAAAAAGAAAGGUUCGCCGACAAAUACUUACAGAGGAAUGAAAGAAGGAAUAUGAGGGAGAAUUUGGAUAAGGUCUGGAUUAACAAAGAGGUCGUUUAGUCUGGCAUUCUCUCCUGCUGCUAGUACGAUAACUUGUCUCAGGCAGUCGCGGAAGCCCACAGACGUUGCUCGGCAUGGCUUAUAGGCCUAAAGCAGGGGAAGGGAGUAAUGGAAUGCUGCGGAGUCUAACCGUCGGAGUUUAAUGAGGGCAACAGGCACUAAAUAUUGCCCUGUCUGAUAGUCAACUCAUGAGCUGACAUUUGAAAGACGACGAAGACUCAGCGCUGCAUUACGUGUUGAAGUCUGAAGUUGGCGGAUAUUUUGUGAGGAGGUGUUGCGAGCGGAAUUUUCCUACUCGGACUCAAGUAAAAAAAAGAAAUGCGGUAUUCUGUCUGACCUAAAUCAAAGAGUGGAACUCUGUUUCUAACAAACAGACGUCUACCGUGCUAAAUUAUAAUGUGCUCAUGAUAGACAACGAUACGAGAAUUAAAGGAUGUAGGACUUUCAAAUCCUAGUAAAUACGUACUAAAAAGUGAGCAUUCACCGAUCGUUCUUACGGAACUCACUCGAUUCGUUGUGCCAUAUGGGCUCUAUCUCGAGCCCUACCAGCAGCCGCACAGCGGCGCAUGAUAGGGGCAGAAUGGCAUUACCGAUAAAUACAAGAGUGACUUAAAUGGCCGUUUCUCGCUUAUUAUCCGUCGUUAGCCGGUCAUACUCAACCCCGAAGCGUGCAACACCCUGGAGCUGGGUUCCGCAACCUGUUAGUUAGAAUUCCAACGCCUCUACCAACGUGUAACCGGUCCCUACCCAAUAUGGACAGUUGCGACAAACCGAUUGAAGACACUAACAAUAUUUUAAGGAUUCGGCAACCUUGUCUUCUUGUUCAUUGCAGUGCGUCUCAACACGCCGAUAUAGCGUUCUUACGUCAUUGCGUUUGUGGCUGAUUGAGUGGUUGCUGUUGGAGUUCAGUAUUUGCGUCGUGUUCGUCGCUUUUCUGAACACUUUGAUCUCUAGGCAACCACAAUCACUGCGAUAGACCAGGACAUCAAGAAAUGCCAGCUGGUUGUUUUCUUCCUCCUACAUCGUAAGUUCAUGUCCGCGAAGACGCUGUUAAGACAUUUUUUGAACGUUAGCACCUGAUCCCGUUCGAUGACGACGGAGGUAUCGUCCACAUACCGAGCCCAGAAUUUCGGUCUGUGGUAUUGUAAGACCAGCGAUUCUAACCCUUGCAGAACCGAAUCGGCGAUGAAUCCGGAAAUCGGCGAGCCCAUUAGUGUUCCCUUCACUUGCUCGUAGAUUGUUCCGUCAAACCUGAAGUACGUCCUGAGACGGAAAUUUAGGAGCUGAAGGACUUGGGCUGAGUCAUAGGCUGGCCAAUGUAAUUGACCACUCAGGGAGCGCGCAGGCCGGUGAGCCAGAUGACCAAGCAAUCAUCACGCCACCAUUCAACACGGGUGGUGAGAUUUCGGCAAUUUACAGCUUGCAGGCCGGCCGUCAAGCCAUAAGCGCACUAGCGGACAACGAUCCUUGAUGAAGGGGAGAGCGGUUACUUGCUAUAGGUAUGCGGUAGCAUAGCAACUACAUCCUACAAAUGCUGCAACUUCCUGUGCACGAGUCACCCUUUUUUGCCACUGUCUCUUAGGAUAGGUUCAAGUGAAAAUCCGAAAAUUCAGGCGAAUAAAUCCCUUGUUCCAGCGAUUGCUUCCUCUUCUGAUCACCUAGUACCUGGAACUCGCAUCUUCCCUUGUACCGGCAAUACAGUUAUUCGUGAAUGAUACUGAAGAGCAACGAUCACUGAAGAACUAUUUCUAAUGUUAUUCUACUUGUACUUGUCUGUUUUCAUGGACUAGAUUUCCAUAGAUCUAUAACCUUAGCUUAGCCACUUAGAGGGUAUUUGUCGUUUAUGAAAUCUUCCAAUUUUCCAUAUAAUUUUUUACUUCUAAAAACAUAACAAUUAUUUCAAUAUUUCUCUCACGUUUUGAAACCGCCUGAAGUCUUUCAUUAAUGUUUCGAAUCUUCGGUUCAUAAGUUUAUGUCUGCUCGCGAGUGAGCAAUAAUAUUUCGUAAAUGCCGGGCCUUUUCAUGAGAUUUUUCACAUAACAUAACUUAAGUACCGCCUCCAGUAAACAUAUGUCUCCCUGUAGCAUUUUACAUACGUCGAUUUUGAAUAGAUGUGGUUCAACCAGAGCAUUAAUUAUAGCCUACGCCUCUUGGUUGUCUAAAGGGCACUGAAGACUUUGUCACAUGUUCAAUUGCAGGCAACUUAAAACAUUUAUGCAUCAGACUGGCAAGUAUCUGAGGGUACAAUUAUUUUCCCUCCCGCCCUGCUGAAUGCCCAAUUACGACCGUCUCUGAGAAACGCAGGUGAUCUCAGGAAUCAUGAGCUCUCUUUCCUCGGGAAAUCGAAAGCGCAGUUCCGUUGAGAAGCCCCGAAACACUUUUGGCAGGGCUGGCUGUUGAGUCAGUUUCCUGGCGGGAUCCCUGAUGGGAUGUGUUGGUGUUGGGGAAGUUUCAUCUCCUACGUGCAGCAGGGUGAUUAGUAAUUAUGCAGUGCGCGUGGGGUUUUCGUUAGCCAAAAUCGUAGGAGCGUAGUCACGUGGGCCAUGGAUAGCCGGCAAAUCGGCGAAGCGACUACUGGCCAUGACUAGGCCUUCGCCUGUUUGCGUUCUCUCAGAGCCGACUCGUAAUCCACAAUUAUGUCAACACAUAUGAAAUAAUGGAAUAACGUUGUGUCAGGACUGGCCGUAAGAUUUCAGACUCAGGUCUGCACAAUUAGAAGCUUCAGUUGUCAAUACACAGCCCGAAUUGGCGAUCGUAGGCGAUUUUGACGAAAUCAGCGCAUUAAUUUAUGAAUACCCAAGGCCUUUACCCAUGGCUUCGAAUUAUUAUUUUGACAAUUGUAACACUUCUAACAAAGUUCUGACUUCCCUUCGUAUCUGCCUUAGAAAAUGCGUCCUUUUCGACUGAGUAUGGCAAACUCAAAGCCGGCACAAUGGCCUACGACUCUCUCACUUUGGUUGUCAACAGUCCAUAG
Molecule: messenger RNA, 8385 nt
Organism: Spirometra erinaceieuropaei
Lineage: Eukaryota; Metazoa; Platyhelminthes; Cestoda; Diphyllobothriidea; Diphyllobothriidae
Source: the annotation of a GenBank genome assembly